This is a messenger RNA of Eleginops maclovinus (Patagonian blennie), 5870 nucleotides long. Its product is annotated as rho-related BTB domain-containing protein 2-like. Gene Ontology annotation, molecular function: protein kinase binding; GTPase activity; GTP binding. The transcript is spliced from 10 exons. The record is from RefSeq and is a predicted model, not a curated record. Gene Ontology annotation, cellular component: cytoskeleton; cytoplasmic vesicle; cell projection. Bases 200 to 2362 code for a protein of 720 amino acids. NCBI's taxonomy places the organism in Eukaryota, Metazoa, Chordata, Actinopteri, Perciformes, Eleginopidae. Gene Ontology annotation, biological process: engulfment of apoptotic cell; regulation of cell shape; regulation of actin cytoskeleton organization.
UCCAGCACGGCAGGGCUGCAGCUCUGCUUGGCACCGACAGGCUUCAGAUCAGCGUUGUAUUUUUAGGAAUGCAAUCGGACUUAUCGCGCUGAUCCAGGGGGGGAGUUUGCUUGUCUGACCGCCUUUAUUUAAGCCUGUUUUUACCUUGCCUUUAAGAUGAAGUUAAAUACAAGCUGCAGACAGGUGCAAGCCGCAUCCGAUGGAGCCCUGCUUUUCAUCUCGUUCAUCGACCAACCCGAUGCCUCACUUCCUUAUGUUGCGGUCCCAGCUGACAGAUUCUGAUAUGGACUAUGAGAGGCCAAACGUUGAGACUAUCAAGUGUGUUGUGGUGGGAGACAAUGCAGUUGGAAAGACCCGCCUCAUCUGCGCCCGGGCCUGCAAUGCUACGCUGACUCAGUACCAGUUACUGGCUACACAUGUGCCCACAGUAUGGGCCAUCGACCAGUACAGAGUAUGCCAGGAGGUAUUAGAGCGCUCCAGAGAUGUGGUGGAUGAUGUCAGCGUGUCCCUUCGUCUCUGGGAUACUUUUGGAGACCAUCACAAGGACCGGCGUUUUGCAUACGGCCGGUCUGAUGUGGUGGUUCUGUGCUUCUCAAUUGCCAACCCGAACUCUCUAUACCAUGUGAAGACCAUGUGGUACCCUGAGAUCAAGCACUUCUGCCCCCGUGCUCCUGUCAUCUUGGUGGGCUGUCAGCUGGACCUGCGCUAUGCAGACCUGGAGGCAGUGAACAGGGCACGGAGGCCCUUAGCUCGACCCAUUAAAUCCAAUGAGAUUCUUCCUCCAGAGAGAGGCCGGGAGGUGGCCAAAGAGCUGGGAGUGCCAUAUUAUGAAACCAGUGUUGUUGCUCAAUUCGGAGUCAAGGACGUCUUUGAUAAUGCUAUACGAGCUGCGCUCAUCUCACGCCGACACCUGCAGUUUUGGAAAUCUCACCUCAGAAAUGUACAGCGGCCUCUUCUUCAGGCACCCUUCCUGCCACCAAAACCUCCCCCACCUAUAAUCACUGUGCCUCCUCCCCCAACCACCACAGAGGAGCAUCCUGUCGGUCUCCUCGAGGACCCACACUGUGCUGACGUCAUCCUGAUCCUGCAGGAGCGACAGAAAAUCUUUGCACAUAAGAUAUACUUGUCGACAUCCUCUUCAAAGUUCUAUGACCUCUUUAUCAUGGACGCACAUAGCGAGGAGACUGAAAGGCCCUCUCGUGGUCCUCUCUCCGGUAGAGAGCUGCUGAUGCGUGCUGCUAGCUUUGAUGUUUGCGAAAGCAGCGACGACGGAGACAGGGCCAACCUGAGGGCCUGCACUAGUGAUGGGACGUUAAAAGAUUUUGACGCGGGGCGACGGGGCAGACUCCUCUCUUCGUGGAGCCGAGCCUUCGUCAGCAUCCAGGAGGAGGUGGUAGACGACCCUGUCUCAUACAGCCCCAGGCCCAUAACAGUAGUGCACAUGGACCAGUCCAUGCAGCUCGGGCCUUUCCGAGCAGUGCUUCGCUACCUGUACACAGGUCAGCUGGACGAGAAUGAGAAGGAGCUAAUGCACAUUGCACACAUUGCUGAGCUGCUGGAGGUGUUUGACCUGCGGAUGAUGGUGGCAAACAUACUAAACAAUGAAGCCUUCAUGAACCAAGAAAUCACCAAAGCCUUCCAUGUACGGCGCACAAACAGAGUCAAAGAGUGCUUGGCCAAAGGGACAUUUUCUGAUGUAGUAUUCAAGCUAGAUGAUGGGACUAUCAUGGCCCACAAGCCUUUGCUCAUCUCUAGUUGUGAUUGGAUGGCAGCUAUGUUUGGCGGGCCUUUUGUGGAGAGCUGCACAAAAGAGGUGCUGUUUCCAAACACGACUCGCAGCUGCAUGAGGGCUGUGCUGGAGUAUCUCUACACGGGGCGGUUUUGUUCCCGUACUGACUUGGAUGCAAUGGAGCUCAUUGUUCUCGCCAAUCGUCUCUGCCUCCCCCACCUGGUUGCACUUACAGAGCUCUACACAGUAACAGUAUUUACAGAGGCGGCGAUGAUGGGGGCUGACAUUGAUGGAGAUGUGCUGGUGUACUUGGACAUGGCCCAGUUCCACGGCGCCCAACAGCUCACUGGCUGGUGUCUUCACCACAUCUGUACCAACUACAACAGUGUCUGCCGCAAGUUCCCCCGAGAGAUGAAGUCCAAGUCUACAGAGAACCAAGAUUACUUUGAGAAACAUCGCUGGCCACCAGUGUGGUUCCUGAAAGAGGACGACCACUACCAAAGAGCCCGCAAAGAGCGCGACAAGGAGGACUACCUGUACCAGAGACGGCAGUGUAAACGCAAGUGGCUCUUCUGGAACCUUCCCUCCUCCCCUAACUCACACUCUCCUUCUGGCUCCUCCGCUGUCAUCUGACCAAGUGGGUAAGGCCAGGUCCACUCUGAAGGACAUCAGUGUGGAUGUGGGUUGUAAAAGAUACACUAGAAGAUAAGCACUGCUGGCUAGCUACGCCCCAAUUAUUCAGGCUCCCAGUCCCUGUUUGUUUGCCUCUGCAGUCAAACAGCUCUCCUCCAGAUCUGCAAGGUCAGCCCAAUCUGGCGUUGAAAGUAAUGAGUUUUGUUCCUUUAGAUUUUUAGACUCGGUGAUAUGAAUCUCGUUGACAAAUGGCACAGUUUAACUGGUGCAAGUAACAACUCAAACAGACUGUUCCACCUCCUGAGUUUUAAGUUUUAAAAACAGGACUCUGCUGGCACAGAACUUUCCACCGAUGAUCAUAACCAUCAUCAACCAACCUGAACUGAUAACUAAGUGCUGCUUAUCAGCUGCAACAACCAGCAAAUCAACACAGAACUCCUCCGUCUCAGAGAUAUAACACUUUGCCCUUAAGUGUUUGUACAAUCUAACAAACUAUGUGUACAGUAUGAUCUUAUCAACAGGAUGUAAGGACAGUAUGGUCUGACAGGAAUCAAUUAUUAAAGUCAUUCACUCUAACCAUGCUGAUUAUGAUCGUGUAAGCAUAAAGGAAAAAUACUGGCAAGCUGCUCCUCUUUAUUUGUGUACAGUCAUUGUAUCAGAUUUUUGUGCACGGCUUGCACAGCUUAAAGUGGGGUGACUAUAGAUCAGCAUUAACGUAUUGUGAUCUUGGGAUUUGUGGCUUUCUUGUCAAACAAAGAGGCUUUAGUUUACAUGAAUGAUUCAUUGUCCUGAGACACAAGAGAUCCCGAAUCAAGCAUAGGCAAUUUCUGCAAAAUGCCAGCAAUUACAGACCUAUGCUUGAUUAUGCUUUCUAGCACACAUUUCCUCCGUUUUACAUUGAAUGAUUCCAUCAUCUUGAUCACUGUCAUCCUGGAAAGCAACACAUACUCCAUCUCUGGGCUAAAGGCAGCAUUUCCAGAGCUGAAGCCACCACAUGUUCAUCAUGUGCACCAUCCCUCUGUGAUGGUGUGUUUGACAUGUCACUGCUGGUGAUUUGGCUUCUGGAGAUUUCCUUUCUUAGUGGAUCAGAAGAUGCCCACUGACUGCCUGCAGCUGGCUGUGUAAGACUUGUGCAUUCAGGAGGCUUCCUCAUGUCUGGGUGCAGUAAUCCAUACUCUUCUGCACACCUGCAGCACUUUUUCUGACUCUUCUCCACAGAGACACACACAAGAACCUCCAGUAGCAGCAUCCUGUUGAACGGCACCUAAAGACAGUAUGGUGUCAUGAAACACUGCUGCAAAUUUAAAAAAGGGAACUUUGGAGGAUACCAAACUAUGAUAUUUCAAAUGAUUUUUAAAAAGCAUGUGAAGAGUUUUAAAUCAAAUCAUGUUUCUUGAUUUGCUUUGCACACCUCACAGUAUGCGUUCAAGAUUGUCAUCUGUUGAUUGUACCUGAUUGUAGGAUGGUUUGCAGUGUUAAACAACGUGCUCAGUGAAGAUGAUUAGUAUUGUAAAUUGUACAAAAUAUUAGACCAACUGCAAAUAACUUGCAUAACUCAAAUGUGCUGUUAUUUAAUAUUGUGCACUGCAGGCAGUGAGCAGAAUUGUACAGUAUUACUGAGUAAUACAUAUACUAAAUAUAGACUUGACUUGCAUUCAGUUACAGUGCAGCUACAAACUGUGGGAAAUAAGUGGAUACCUGUUUUGCUGACCUCCUGAUACAUUUGUUAUAUAAUGUAGGUGUAUUACAGGCAGUUUAGAUGACUAAUAAUAAACUAGGAUUACAGUUAAAAGUAUUGUAGAAAAAUGAAUAAUAUAAUGACUUAUGGCACAUCCAUAAAACAUGCCAUUGUUAUAAAAAAGUAUACUCUGAUGGCAGCAUAUAUUAAAGAAAGGUUAGCUUUAAUCCUGCAUAUGAUUGGUUAGACUUCUCCAUACAGUUUUUGUACUAUACCAAAAUGUAGAGCCCGGCAAAACGAAAUAUACUUCUUCCUUGUCCUAAUAACGACUCUGCAUGAACAACGCUCGCCAAAAUAGAUGACGUUUCUUCCUUGUCAUUUAAAGUGUAAGAUAUAGAUAUAGAGUAGUGGUGUUAGUGCUCUAAGCAGUAGCUUUAAAUUGUUCUCAAUUACAUUAACUGUUGUCUAUAGCUUAUUAAGGAUAAGAGCUGUAAUUUUAAGCAUCUAGAUUGAUCACAUUUUUUGGCACACAUGGUCAGACAUUAGAGCGAAGGGUGAGCUUAAUUUAGAGCCAGCUUCCUAAUGAUGAAUGUUUUAAUUGUCUUAUAAUAAUAAUGUCACACAAAAUACACUUUAUUUUUAUAGUUUAACAGCAGGAGGGUCUAUAUAUUGUUAUAAUUUGCCUUGGUGGUGUGAGCGAUACAUUUCAUAAACAUGCAUUUCAUUCCUCAGUGCAUUGCAUUUCUUAAUGAGUCUUCUGCUGAUGUUUUGCAUCAACAACACCUCAUGCCUUAAUGUACAGUGUAGUGUAUGGUAUUGAAUGUAAAGUAGUGUUACUGUGGGUGUUACUUUGUUCUCUUUGUUCAGUUACCAUGGUGCUCUCUAGGUUGUGUGUGUGUGUACCUGUAAAUGUACAUAAUCCAUAAUUUGGAUGUAAAAGGAAUCGAUGUACGAUCAAUUCGAUGGAUGUGCUUUACCUUGAACACUGCAGAGGGUUUAUGUCCUUUUUAAACACAAAACUGAUUAAACACUCUGACCAUGAAGGCCACGCUAGACUGACAUAAUGACCAACCUUUAAUUUGUGACAUUCACCAUAAAAUGUAUGCAGGGAUUUCCAAUCUGUUACAUUAUUUUAACGUUGCUUUAUGCUAAUGAUCUCCAACUCUGGAGUCUGCAUAAUUACAAACUGCUUGGACAGGGUGGUCAUUGGGAAUUAGAUUGUAACUCAAACAUGUAAAUAGCAAUUGUGUGAUGACUUGCAAUUCAAACUUUGGCAUAGCAAUUGAUACAAGCUAUUGCAUAGUUUAACAUAUAAUGUUUUUUUGUACUAUGCAUACUGACAUGACUUUGAAAUUACAAACUUGCACUGCUUUGUAGCACCAGGUUCUACUCAAAUUGCAUUAGAUGGUAUAGCAACUUCAUUAAUAGAUAUGUAGACAACAUCAGGUAAAAAAAAAUUUGAUCGUAAAUUACAAAGAAGUUGUCACUGGGGUCCUUUUCCAUGUUUGGGUGCUAAUUUCACCGCUGCAAAGAAGCACAAACCAAAGGGAGCUUUAGCAGCACCAGGAAUAUAUUAAAUAUGCUGCACAAUCACUACUGCAUAGUUUAAGAGGCCUUGUUCAGAAAUGGUUAAAAUAUUAAAUUAAAAAAACAUACAAUAAAUCAAAAGAAAAAAACUUGAAUGUUUUCUCAGUGUUCAAAGCCUGGAUGACGUUUUCCUUAGUCGUCAGGUAUCUUUGUUCUCAGAGCUGUUUUUAUUGUUUAGGAGCUGUAAAUCUCAGAUUCUGUAGCAUGUGUUCUUGAAAAUGUGUAAAUUAUAUUUACUAAAUA